Neohortaea acidophila is the source of this 654-nucleotide messenger RNA. Its product is annotated as translation machinery-associated protein 16. Lineage: Eukaryota; Fungi; Ascomycota; Dothideomycetes; Mycosphaerellales; Teratosphaeriaceae. Gene Ontology annotation, cellular component: nucleus. The transcript has a single exon. The coding region runs from base 33 to 572 and encodes 179 amino acids. The record is from RefSeq and is a predicted model, not a curated record.
UUUCAAACAAAGCUACAUCAAACGGCAGCACCAUGCCGUCCAAACUCUCCAAAGUGCAAAAGCACGUCCGGAAGAAGAAGGGCGACAAGAUCAAUUCACUACACGAGAACAGCCGAGAUGCACGACGUUUGCGCCGAGCUGGAACCAGAGACGACCGCGUAGCCAGAGGAUCUGCGGUGCGGGAAAAGCUGAACAGGCGAUGGAUCGAUCGCGUCUUCUUUUGUCAAGACCGCUUACCUGCUACGCUGCACCCGCUUGGUUUGGAGGAGGUUCAGGAGAUUGUGGAGGAAUAUCUCGCGCGUCAUGACGAGGAACUGGAACAGCUCAAAGCCGAGCGCAGAGCUGGACGGCCGCCGAGCACGCGGCAGACUUUACUAGAGCAACAGAAGACGGUCGAUGCACAGGAGUACGAGAGUGGACUUUGGCUUCCCAACCUCCAGGACGAGGAGACGCUGGUGAAGCUGGAUGUCUGGCAGGGUGAUUGGACUGGGCUUGCAAACAUGCGGUUCGUGAGGCUGGAGAAGAGGGGAGUGGCGAAGGAGAGUCAAUUUCCGCCUCGGGGUGCAUCAUGAGGCUAUUCACGGCUGGAUUACAAACGACGAGACAAGCCAUGCCCAUGAUGUAUCGCCUGUUGGAGGAACAGACUUUCCGGGC